Messenger RNA from Penicillium cosmopolitanum, 1104 nucleotides. Its product is annotated as metallophosphatase domain-containing protein. Lineage: Eukaryota; Fungi; Ascomycota; Eurotiomycetes; Eurotiales; Aspergillaceae. The transcript has a single exon. Gene Ontology annotation, molecular function: hydrolase activity. The coding region runs from base 1 to 1104 and encodes 367 amino acids. The record is from RefSeq and is a predicted model, not a curated record.
AUGUCAAACCCAUAUCACCAUCGCUCGAUCCCAGACUACUUCAUUUCCUCCCCCCUUGUCGCCCUGCUCUACCCUUUCCACCAGCUCCUCCUCCGUCUCCGCGGCUCUCCCCGACUCCCACCAUCACAGCCUCCAAUCCGCGUCGUCUGUCUCUCCGAUACACAUACUCUUCAGUGGCCCGAUGUCCCAGAUGGUGACCUUCUGAUACAUGCUGGCGAUCUCGCCAAUGAUGGCUCCGUCCGCGAGAUUCAAGCUGCCGUCGACUGGCUACGCAGUCUGCCACACCCACACAAGGUCGUCAUUGGCGGCAAUCACGAUAGCUACUUUGACGUGCGAUCGCGACUUGAAGAAGAUCGCGAAGAUACCAGCGCCUCCGCCUCCUUUGCCGCAGUCUCCUCCACAGCUUCCAUCCGAUCCUUGGACGAGCUAACAGCCUCGCGCAUCGACUGGGGUGACAUCCACUACCUCCAACACUCCUCUGUGACACUCGACUUCGCACCCUCCUCUCCUCCAACCGCCACUACACCUCUGACCAGCGACCACUCCCGCUCACUCACAAUCUACGGCGCUCCUCAAAUCCCCGCACUUAUGCCCUUCGGUCCCGAACACGCCUUUACCUACCCACCCCACCACGACGCCUGGACACGCACCAUUCCCACAGACACAGAUAUUCUAGUCACACACACCCCACCACAAGCCCACCUCGACAUGUCCCCAAUCUACUCAACAGGCUGCCCAAACCUACUCGCCGAAACAUGGCGUAUCAAACCCGCCCUCCACGUUUUCGGCCACAUCCACAACUCCGCCGGCCGCGAACCCGUUUUCUGGGACGAAGCCCAGCGCGCCUGGGAACGACUCUGCGCCUCACGCCGACCGAGAGCAAAGUACGGGCGUAUUCUCUCGUUGAUGGGAUUCCUGCGCGACCUAUUCGACCCGGCCAGCUGGCUCGAUGCGGCGCGAGUGCUGAUUUAUGGCGUCCUGGGCGUGGUUUGGGCGCAGGUUUGGGGUGGGGAGAGUCAACACGGUGGGUGGAUGGUGAAUGCGGCAUGUAUGUAUAGGUCGAGUGGAAAAUUGGCGAAUGCGCCGCAGGUGGUUGAAUUGUGA